AGGCGAGACGGUGCUGAAAGUGACGCAGAGUACGUGGACCUGCAACAACGACUAACUUUGAAACCAAGUGGAAUAGCUUGUGGAGGAAUGGAAGUUAGCUGUUAAACCAAAUGUAAAUUCAAUUCAAAAUCGUGUGCCUAAGUGCCUUACAGUGUUGGUGUAUAAUCUGAUCGUGAUCCUUUGAACCAGUUUGAAACAAACUCGAACCGAACGGUCGUUCUCUUGUAUCGGAAACUCGUCUACAUGUCCUAAUUGGACCCAAGUCAAACUGAAAGAACACCCGCCACAGCCGGGAAGGCGAAAACUUUCUGCCACGUGUGCGCCCGCACUUGAGUAGAAAGGAGCAUCUACGGAAAAUUUGAGCUCCGGCAUUACCAAGCCGUGCGAAUCCUGCGAUCCGUAACCUUUCAAGGUUUCCACGAGAAGGGGAAGAAAGCUCAAACUGCUUGCAAAACAAACACCCACAAUUCACGGCGAGUUUCUCCACGGUUACUUAGUGGCGUUGUGCCUUUAGUUUAGUGGCAUUUGUGCAGUGGUAUCAAUUAAACAAACCCACUCGGGAAACUUUGGAAGGGCCGGGCGAUGAAGCUGAAUUGAAUUUAUUUCCAAACGCAACAAAAACACUGUCCAACCCAAACGGUUUGGAUGCAGCUGCCAAAAUCAAUCUACUGGUGCAAUUUCCCUUUACGAAGGCUACCAUCGGGUCAGUAAUUGAAGACAAUUAGUUAAGUCAACGGCUUUCACAAUCGCCACCGUUUCUUACGUUAGCCACGGCUAAAAGGGGCCAACUUUCGCACAAGCUAAAGUGCAGUGCAAUUUAUGCAGUGUUCCCAAACGUCCCAUUUUUGGGCGUACAAGUGUUCGUGCUGUGUGAUUGUGUGCUUGUGUGUGUGUCUGCAUAUACUGUGAGCGAUAGCAGGAGCAAGAGCUUAGCGAAGGAAGCCAAAACAUUUCGUAAAGCACGAUGGGUUGUGCUAGCAGUUCUCCGUUAAUCAACGGUGGCGGUCCCGGUGGCGUCAUCGAGACAGCCAAAGAAGCGGCCACCAAAACCGCGUCCGACGUGCUGCAUGCCGGCGAAGCGGCGAUCAAUGACGUCGGUGAGCAUGUGAAGGGAGCCGUCCAAAACGUUACGCACGAGCUGGAAAACGUGCUGGGUGGCAAAAAGGACAACAAAUCCGAUCACGUCAACGAGGACGACGGCCACGAGCCAGCUACGAACGGGCACGACGGUGGGGACAACCCGGACUACCAGAUCAUACGGCUGAAGGGCUCGAAGCAGAACAGCGUCGAGGAGACGGAAAAGAUGGAAAACGCGAAGAACGACCUGCUCACCAAGGCGCAAAGCUUCGGCGACGAUACGGACCGGAUGGCGGACGAUCUGAUGAAGGAAACGGAGGAGCUGAUGCGGGACGCUGAGACGGGCAUUGCACACAGCGAGAUGACGACGCGCAUCACCUCCAACGAGGACGGUACGAUCGAGAUCCUUAACCUCGAAGGUAAUGCGCCCAAGUUCCCGAACCACUCGAUUGACAGUUUGCAAACUACUUCACCAGAGCCCGAGAUCGAGCGGAUACUGGCCGGCGCUGGGACGGAGGAGGAAGGCACCGCACCCGAUUCACCCAAAGCAACGCUCAACACACUGUCCGUGCCCGCCGUCAAGGAGGAGGGAAUGCCGAUGGACGCGAUGCCACCAGCCGCGGACAAGGCGGACGUGUGAGUACGGUAGUGCCAUGGCGUCUUCGCUUCGACAAGUCUUUUCAUAUUACAAUCAAGCCCGAUGUCCUUUGUACACUCCACCUUUUCACACAUCCCGUACACCAACACACCGACAAGUGCAGUCCAUUGGAACAAUGGAUUAUUCCUUUAGUACAUCACACACUCCCAAAAACUCCCUCCUGUAUGUCGCAUCAUUUAUGCAUUGGAAAUUCAAAAACCAAACACAUUUCCAUUUCCUGCCCUGUACAUUGUAACAAAACUCCUUUGCGAAAUAAUUUGAACAGUUUGAAAGUUUUUCACACAAUUUCAGUUGGUUACGGGAUGUGCCGGAAAUUUUCUAACGAAUCAUUUUUUCGAUGUAGUUUUACAUUAGAUUCCUCUAGCUCAUUCAAUGUGCGAUACAUGCGUUUCAUCUGGAUUAUUGUAAAUAAACCUUUUACGUGUAAGUAAUUGUAAAAAGAAAAGUUUGAAAAUAAAUGUAUUAUUGUGUUA
Anopheles arabiensis is the source of this 2208-nucleotide messenger RNA. RefSeq lists its product as uncharacterized. The transcript is spliced from 3 exons. Bases 965 to 1717 code for a protein of 250 amino acids. NCBI's taxonomy places the organism in Eukaryota, Metazoa, Arthropoda, Insecta, Diptera, Culicidae. The record is from RefSeq and is a predicted model, not a curated record.